UAAAAGCCAGUAUUGACAGAAAUUUAAUGGCAGACGAUAGCGAUAAGCCGCCUUCGGUUUUACAUAUGUUACUUAUAGACGUGUCAAUUUCGUGGUUCACCGAUCACUGAUAUUGGAUUCAACAAGGUCACUAUUGAAAUCAAAUUUCACUGUCAAUCAAUUUCCAACAAGCUCGAUAUGGUUAUAACAUAGUGUUAUAAACGUUAUAUGUAAACCGGGACAGACACAACAGUUAGGCAUUCUGAUGUGGCAGAUACGUGGGACUGAAUGUAUGGCCUAUAUUGUGUAUUGAAUAUGGGAUUCUUCUGAAAGUUAUCGGAUUAAUUACGAUACAAGGCUCCGUGGUAGGACAUUAGAACUAGACAGUAGUUGUGUACUGUAUGUCUCGGUGGGGUAAAAGUCCCUAUCUGUCAAUGCACGCGACCUACCAUAUCUCAUCAGGAUAGAUUUGCUUAAAACGACAGUUUUAUUAAAAAUUCAUUGUGUAGCAACACCUGACAACUAUCUACACCGGUAGAUAUAGUAGUGUCGACAAAGCGGUGUGUAUCCGAUGGUAUUGUGACAGCUAUCCACAGUUUGUUAGUGAUAACAGGAGCUAUUCUACUACUCUCAUAUUGAACAAACUCGCUGUUGGUGACCCCAUGCAACAUUGACGUAAGACCUAGCAUUAAAUCUGGAUUGUAUUGUCAUUAGGAAUCAAAACACCACUUGUAAACACUGUAACAACUGAUCGUGUUCUACCCACAUGGACAACUGGUAUAUUCAGGAAGGUGUCUCAACCGGAAGUUUAGGACAUUAGCGAAAAUUAUGAAGAGCAAGCUUGAGUGUAUCAAUUAACGUCAUAUAAACGUAAAUAUUGUGCUAUAUAUAGCCGCUGGCUAUCUGCACUUUAUACCAAUAUCAAAGUCGAAACGUCCUAUUCGAAGGCAUCGAAUACACUCUUGUCUUAUGAAAUGUGACCUGAAGUCUUACCACAGAGUCGUUUCGUUCUCUUUGUGUUUAGGUGUCUGGCCCGAAGCAUUUUCCUUUAAACGUAAGCCUUUUACAAGGCCAUUGUUUAUAUAAACUGACGGUCCACAUAUCUCGUGUGCUCAAAACAUGGCGCACAUCUACACACCGCGAUCACUCUCUGAUAUAAGGGAACUACGCAUGCGCAUAGAAACAGAAGAUCCGUUGUUUCAUGGCUUAAAAAAGUUGAAGAUGAGAGGACGAGAUUUAUCAAACAUUCCUCCAGCAUUGUUCCAUCUCAACGAGUUGGAAGUUCUUGAUCUCAGCCCAGACAGGCAGUCUUGUCUCACAUUCAGACUCAUGUUCGUUCCACGUGCAAUCUGCAAACUCACCAAUUUGAAAGUAUUAGUGCUGGACACCAAUGAAUUAGAUGAAAUACCAAUUGAAAUUACGAAACUAGUCCACAUAGAGAGGCUAGCUCUAAGCAAUAAUCAAUUGAGUUGGUUACCAGAGGGUUUCAACAAACUCACCAACUUAAGGAGCUUACAUCUAGCAAACAACGAAUUUGAGGAUUUUCCAAUGCAACUUUGUGAAAUAGACGGACUCGAGUUCCUUGACCUUUGUGAUAAUAAACUACACGUGCUUCCUGUAGAAAUAAGUCGUCUGACUGAGCUGCACACCUUGCUGCUCUUCUUCAACCGAUUAGAGGCACUACCAGACACAAUUUGUGAUAUGACUUAUCUCCAUUGUCUUUGGAUUGGUAACAACCUCAUCAAACAGCUUCCACGAGCCUUCGGAAACCUUAAGUAUUUAGACUGGGGCAUUACGUACACUUCCUCUACCCUAGACGGUAACCCGCUGGUCAGUCCCCCAAUCGAAAUAUGUCGUAUGGGACCAGCCGCUAUAGAAAAGUAUCUAAACAGCUCUAGGGGAGAUCUCUCCAGUCAGAACAGUCGUAAGGGUAUUUCUAAUGGUGGAAAAAAUCGAAUUGAUGAGGAAAGCGAUAGAGGUCAAAGUCGCAACAGUAGAUCUAAAAGUGAAAAUAGUGUCGAUGGGAGGAAUAAGAAGACGACCAAUGGACGGGAUACAAGGAAGAAUACGAGGGCACGGCGGGAAAGGAACAUGCAGCUUCAUGAAUAUUCAGAUGAUGAUAACUAGUAUUUUAGACUACUUGGAUUGUGAAGUACGUUAUGCGUAGAUAUCAUUGAUAUACAAGUUAAUAUAUUAAUAGCCAGUUGUAUGUUUGGCUAUUGUACACAAAGCCCGGUUUCUUUAGCGUUCCUUGACUUCAGGAAAUUCCUUAACUUAGAAUUUUCUAUAGGAAAACAUUAUUUAUUGGAUUGAGCUUUCCUUUAAUUCUGUAAUGCCCGUUUCCUAUGGACAAAUUUAAGAUAGGAGUUUUCGUAAGUAAAGGUAUGUUGAUGAAACUAGGACCAUGGGGCUCUACAGGAUAUGGUGCCGAACAUAACUGUGAUGUCACGUUGAUGUCCAUCACAUAAUGAAAGAGACAUAAUGAGGAAGUGGCCGCGGUUGUCGAGUGGGUAAGGUGUACCGACAUUUUGUCACUAGCCGUACACCUCUCGGUGGACAACAUGGUAAGUCGCUCUCCUCGUACCAAAUAAAUGCGUCGUUGCAUUGCAACGUAAGUUGUGUGGAUGACAGCAAGGUCUAAGGUCACACGGUUCAACAGGAAAAGUGAAUGAUCAUAACAACGACGACAAUGGUGUGAAACCGAGGGAAAUUGUUAAUUUAACUAGUUUUAUUGAUACAUUUUAUAUUUAUUUAUAUUUGUAAUACAUAUUGCACUGCUUACGUAGAGCGAUAAUCACCUUUCCUAGCUUGUUACACAUUUUUCUUGUCCAAGGUACCUCCCAAAUAUGCAACACAGCGUCAUUCAAAAAAUCAUUAUACGAUAAAAGUACCUGCAAAGUAAACAAUAUGUUGUUGUUGUUUUGUUGUUGUUUUUA
Messenger RNA from Pecten maximus, 2915 nucleotides. Its product is annotated as malignant fibrous histiocytoma-amplified sequence 1 homolog. The record is from RefSeq and is a predicted model, not a curated record. Gene Ontology annotation, molecular function: protein binding. Lineage: Eukaryota; Metazoa; Mollusca; Bivalvia; Pectinida; Pectinidae. The coding region runs from base 1099 to 2106 and encodes 335 amino acids. The transcript has 2 exons.